Achroia grisella is the source of this 3712-nucleotide messenger RNA. RefSeq names its product zinc finger and BTB domain-containing protein 17. Gene Ontology annotation, biological process: regulation of transcription by RNA polymerase II. The transcript is spliced from 13 exons. NCBI's taxonomy places the organism in Eukaryota, Metazoa, Arthropoda, Insecta, Lepidoptera, Pyralidae. Bases 200 to 2326 code for a protein of 708 amino acids. The record is from RefSeq and is a predicted model, not a curated record. Gene Ontology annotation, molecular function: protein binding; DNA binding. Gene Ontology annotation, cellular component: nucleus.
UAUAAUUAUAUAGUAAAUAAAAUUAUUUGAUUUUGUUUAAUUUAUAUUCCAAUUAAAUAAACCGAAACAUAAAAAGGGCCUCUGUAAAAUAAAUAUGAAUUGUUACUUCAACUCACUAGAUGUAUACAUAUAUAUUGCUUGCUCAUUAAUUAUAAAUGAUAAUAUAGUUUCACUUUGAUUUAUGUAUUAAAUAAAAACCAUGGCUCCUCGACCGAGUUGUGCCCAGAUUGAAGCACUUGUACAAUUUUUGGAACGUAAUCCCGGUAUCGCGAGAGGCUGGCUACGUACAAACUCUGCUAAAGCGGAGACCAAGAGAAAAUGGGCAAUACUAGCUCCAACAUUAAAUAGUUUAGGUGGAACCAUUAAGAAUGGGGUUGGUUGGGCCAAAUACUGGGCAGAAAAGAAAUGUGGCUUAAAGAAACAAUGCACUGAGAGACGCUCAGAGGGAGGAACAUUUGAAAGUUUAAAUUUGCUCACAGACCUAGAUAGGAGAAUGUUCAAUAUCAUGGGUGGCCAACAAUACCUUGCUGGUGACUUAGAAGUUUCUGUUGACCCAUUUCCAAGUAGUAAUGUUAGUGUCACUAUGCCUGAUGAAGGAGACAUUGGAAAUUGUCCUCUCCCUGUAGGAAGCUUAGCUCCACCUUCAGAUUUAGAUAUUAACGACGUUAACGAGAGAGAUGAUACAAUUACAAUGACCUCGACGGACACGUACCAGUUAAAAUGGCACUCGCACAGCUCGCAUUUGAAUGGUUCCGUUGCGGCCUUGCUGCGAUCGGAGCGGUUUACCGAUGUGGUGCUGUGCACGAUGGAUGGGUCACAGAUACCAGCGCACAAGUUCAUCUUGAGCUCGUGCAGCGUGUACUUGAGCAAUCUGUUCGAGGGGCAGCGGUCUGUGACUCGCAUGGGUGGGAUGUUGUAUGUGGUGCUACCUUCGGAGAUAUCUACGAAGGCGUUGAAGAUUCUAGUGGAAUAUAUGUAUAAAGGUGAAACGACAGUUUCAAAUGAAGUAUUAGAUACUGUAUUGAAAGCUGGUGAAGUACUUAAAAUUAGAGGGUUAUGGAGGCAAACAGACGAGGCUGGUGGGGACUCCACUCCUGCAGAGAAGACCACAGCACCCAUGGCCACAGCAAGUGUAAACAAACAAAUAGUAGCCAAGAAACCUGAAGAUAUGCAACCAAAGAUCACAGUGAAGAAGGAUGAUAAGCUGCUGAAGACAUUUGGACAGGUUCAACCGCAGGGUGUCACAAGACCUAUGUUCAUUGGACCACCGAAAUUAGUAUUUAUCAAAACUACCGAAGGUGGAACUCAAGCCGCCCUCAGACCUGGUGCUCCAAAGGGUCAAACGAUACUGGUAGCGCCAGCACAAACAGCGGAUUCCACAGCAAUAGCCACUACUGUAGCUGCACCAGCCCCUGUACAGAGUGUUGCGGUUGCGACAAUAGCUGAUGACUCACCAGAUGAAGCGCCUCCACCUAGAAUAUUGAGACGGCACGCUGCUGAAAGAAAGUAUGGAAAGAAACAAAGGGUAGAAGCCAGUACUGAAACGGAAGAGGCGAAAGAUGAUGAUAAUCAAGAUAAUGUCUCUGUUACAUCAAAAAAAUCUACUCAGAGUAAUUUGGAAUCAACAGAAGUGCACGUCAAGGAUGAACCAGAAUGGGAUGCUAGCAGUAUCGAAGAGGAGGAAAGAUCUAUUGCGGAGAUGUUUCAAGCAGAAAUGAGUGUUAAAUCAGAGCCUAUUGAUGAUAUGGAGAUUGAGGAAGAAAGUUUGAUGUACAGUCCGCUGGCGUGCGAGCUGUGCGCGGAGGUGUUCACGGUGCCGGCCGCGUGGGUGCGGCACGUGCAGGGACACGCGCACCAGGACCAGCCGCCAGCGCGCAAACGGAAACACCGCUCCGCGAGUGACGAUACAGAAGAAACAAUGGCUUUACUACGCUGCGAUUUAUGUCAGAAACACUUCCCCAACCCGGCCGAGUGGGUGCGACAUAUUCAGAGCACGCACACAGAAACAGAAUUGGCCAUAUCAAACAACAGUGCCCCACCAAAACGUCACAAUCGUUUCACAGAGGGCGCGCAAAACAAGAAUUGCACGCACUGCAAGAAAGCAUUCCCGUCCCACGCGUCUAUGCUCAUACACUUGCGUACGCACACAGGAGAACGACCGUUUAUAUGCGGUCUGUGCAACAAGGGUUUCAAUGUGAAAUCGAACUUGCUUCGGCACCUGCGCACAUUACAUGACCAACUGAUCAGCCCGGCGCAGGUGGAGGGCGACGACAGCGAGGAGUCCACGUCCGCGCCGGGGCCCUCCGAGGUUAAGAGGGAGUCCUGAGGACGCGGAGGGGGGGCAGGAAGAGGGCGUGGUCGUCGUACUCCAUACAUAGCCGCAGUGGCGAAGGCCAACAGCCGCGCCAACGAUAAGAAUAAAGAAACGGAGACUGCGACCAAUAUCCCGCGCAAGCAGAGCUACUCGCUAUUCCUCAGACAGCGCGCUGUGCUCUUCUCCGCUAAGAAGUGGAAACAAUGAGGACUUGUCGUCGACUCGUGACAACUUUGUGUAUCGUUUAGUUCGCUGUCUAGUGACGUCACAAUGAAUCAAGUCAAUGUUUUUUUUUAAUUUAGAUCCAGAUUUGUCCAUGAAUAACUCCAUAAAUGAAUCUAUGCAAGUUCAGUGGUUUUUCGUAUUUAUAUUCAUUCAAUGCUAGUAGUUGUAUAAUAUAACAUUUGAAAUGUCCCACUCAGAUGUUUACUCAUAAGAAUCUCAUUAAUAAAACACUGGUUUAUUGACUAACUUUUUAAGUACUUUUUAUUAAGAAUUAAACAAAAAAAUUACUUAAAGUUGAUUUGUGAUGUCUUUAGAUGGCUUUUAUAUUUACAAUUGAAUUGUAUUGUAAAAUGUAACGAUGUCACGUCUGGUUCGUUUCACUUCUAAUCCUGCCCACCCUCUUUUAGUAUUUCUAUUUUAUGGUUAUGGAAGUUGGAUUUUAUUUAAUUUUUAUUCGAGUGAAUUAUUUUUAUAUUGUAUAAUCCCAUAAUUUUAGUAAUAUUAUUUUGUAUUAGUAAGUUUAAGUAUACUAUAAUGCUAUGCUAUUUAUAAAUGGGUGCUACCGCCACCCAGACUUUUGGAUAUAUGAGAAAAGGAUAUGCCUAUCUAUAGUUCAUUUUAAUGUAUCUUAAGAAUUUUAAUUUUUGUGUUGAGUUUAACAUUUAUCCAAAAUUUUCGAUUUUCACAAUAUUGUCUAUAGGAUAAUUUUAAAUAUUACACCUACAUUUAGAUUUUUUAUUUGUGUACAAUUACCAAAAUUUGCUAUUAAAAUUGUGAUCAUAUGUUACAUAUGAAGCUUUAACUUUGUCAUUCCAAUAAUUUAUUUAUAUAUUAAUAUAUUUUAGAACGCGACUGACACGGCGGUAUGAGGUAAUUCUAUUUAGUUUUACUCAAAUAUCAUAGUCACAAUAAAUUUGUCACAUCCCAGGUAUUAUAGUCCCGUCUAUUUAUUAAAAAUAACCUACUUAUUGUGACAAUGCCAUGCCAUCCUGUCAUUGCCAGUUAUUUAACAUGCAGUUCCUAUGGAAUGCAUAUUAGUUUUAUUUUAAUUGGAUUUGUGAUUUUUCGUUCAAUACUCAUGUGAAACAUGGACACAAUGGAUAAUUUGUUUGUACUAUUUUAUAUGAUAGUAUAUGUGGAUAUAAACAUCUUAAAAAUGCACAUAGUUGUUUG